Molecule: messenger RNA, 2239 nt
Organism: Oryza brachyantha (malo sina)
Lineage: Eukaryota; Viridiplantae; Streptophyta; Magnoliopsida; Poales; Poaceae
Product: ubiquitin-fold modifier-conjugating enzyme 1
Exons: 3
Coding region: 1289-1843 (184 amino acids)
Biological process (GO): protein K69-linked ufmylation
Cellular component (GO): cytoplasm
Molecular function (GO): UFM1 conjugating enzyme activity
Source: RefSeq, a predicted model, not a curated record
GUCGCCGCCCCUCAGCACGCCGUCGCCGCCGCCGCUCCCGAUCUCUCCCUCUCCCGGCGCCCUCCAUCGCGCCUCCUUGCGUCCCUCUUCCUCGCCGGCAGUCGUGGCCCUCUCUCUUGCCGGGAAGACGAGAGAGGGCCGAAGGGUGAGGUCGGGAAGACGAGCUGUUGUUUCUGUUGAUUAAAGAUGCUUCAUUACCCCCAAUAGACCUGAUGCUGUAUGCAGUUGCUAUCUAGAAUAAACCCUCAUAUUCGUAUUAUUUCCAGAUCAAGAUUGCCACCCAUAUUGUUAUCUUGACAUUUUGGAGCCAUUAUGUUUCUUAUAUUUAGCACCAAUAUAUAUCUGGAGGUUUUCUCAAUUAAUUAGUAGAGUAUGGCUCAUGAUUUUGCAUAUCCAGUAAUUUCACUUAAUCUGAGAGAAUUUUGGAGAUAGAAAAGAGAAUGUUUCCUUGCUGAAUGUCCUAUCAUGAUACAAUUGUUCUUUGACAUGAAAAGUAGGGCUAUGGGCUAAGAAAUUUUGACUCUGAAGAAAUAUGUUUUGGAUAAAGCAGGAAACCACACGUAUUAUAUUUUAGCUUCCUCAUUUGGCAUCCAUUCUAGAUUUCCUGUUUCUAGAUAAUCUUAAGAUCACCUUUUACAGGAUAAAUUUGAUCGAUGUCCAUAUAAAUGUCUACAAACGCUAUCGAGAACUACUAUAGAGUUUACAUUAGUGUUGUUUUAUCUAGAAUCAACAGGAGCAAAUUUUAUAUAGUGGUUGCUAUCCUAUAAUUAUAUUGGAUAUCAUAUACUAAUCUUUUAUGUGGCCUGUGACUGCUGGUAGGUACAAUUAGUUUAAUUACAUCCACCAUUGAAUAAUACUUUUUUGUCUGACAUUAAGCAGUUGAUCAUCUGUUUGUGUAUUCCAAAUUCAUUAUAGUAGUUAUCCAGACCAGUUCUGUUGGAUUGUUUUACCGCCACAAUCUAAUCUUCUUUGUUUUGCUUUCAGUCAAAGGUUACAAAGCAGGUCGUGGAAAUAGUCGUGAUCACCUUACUUUCUGCGGAAUUGGUAUUGGCUGGUUUCUCACCAACAAGUUUAAUCUCGUUUCUCCUCUUCGUCGUACUGUCUUCAUCGCAAACCGUUGAUUUGAUUUCGACGAAACCCUUCACUCAAGGGAAGAGAUCGAGCCGUCGGUCCGUCCGUGUGAGAAGCAAGCAGACCUGACCGGAGCAAUCACGUUCCGCAUCACUACCAAUCAGAUCCAACUCACGAGAAGGGCCCAAGGAGCGGAGAACCAGCGGCAGCGGCGGCGAUGGAGGGGUGGGACAGGGGGACGAAGAGCGUGGUGGGUGAGAUCCCGCUGCUGUCGACGCGGGCGGGGCCCCGGGAUGGCGAGGCAUGGCGGCAGCGGCUCAAGGAGGAGUACCGCGCGCUCAUCGCCUACACGUCGGUGAACAAGUCCAAGGACAACGACUGGUUCCGCAUCUCCGCCGCCAACCCGGAGGGCACCCGCUGGGAGGGCUCCUGCUGGUACGUCCACAACCUCCGCCGCUACGAGUUCCCCCUCCAGUUCGACAUCCCCGUCGCCUACCCCCAGGUCGCCCCCGAGAUCGAGCUCCCCACCCUCGACGGCAAGACCCACAAGAUGUACCGUGGGGGAAAGAUUUGCCUCACCGUGCACUUCAAGCCGCUGUGGGCGAAGAACUGCCCAAGGUUCGGGAUCGCGCACGCUCUGUGCCUCGGCCUCGCGCCGUGGCUGGCAGCGGAGGUGCCGAUCCUGGUCGAUUCGGGCAUGGUUAAGCACAAGGACGAUGAGGCGGCUCCGGCCGAUGCAGCGGCAGCGUCUGGAUCUGCCGCUGCUUCGUAGUUGUAAGAAGUGCUGUGUCAUGGGGUUUGCUAUCGGGGUUGGAAAUCCACCCUGUCUUGAACUAAUAAGAACAACACCUAUACAUCGUUGAUGCACUCAUUGCUGGUUGAGGAUACAGUUGUUGACUAAUUGAUGUGCAUGAUACAAUCGAACAAAGAAGAUAACAGCUGAUUCAUUUAUCAUGCAAGAUACAGCUUUUUGAAUUCUCUCUCCCAAAUCAAAUAUGCUGCAGGAUAACAUACAGUGUGUAGUUAUAAUUAUAGGUGUGUUCCUUUAAACAUGAUAACUAUGGUUUACGGUAGGUUAUUGUAAACUGUUAAUAGGUUUUUGAUAUGACCAUUAUAACAAUCCACUAACCUCCCUCCCUGUCUCAAUCUCUCUCAGCUAUGAUUCAUG